UGUUUCUUGUUCUCCUCUCAGCUCCUGUGCACGGUGGUGGCUGACAUCUCAGCCCGAGCUUUGACCACAUCCACCGCAGACGACCAGCCCCUCCUCUCUCCACGCCACUAUCAGCACACAGACCGGGACUCUGGCACCCAGCUGGUCUGUGACAAGUGCCCAGCAGGCACCUACGUCUCCGUCCACUGCUCUCCGACAACAGUGAGGGAGUGCAGCCCCUGCCCCAGUGGCACCUUCACACGGGGCGAGAACGGCGUCCAGCAAUGCCACCGCUGUCGGGCUCCGUGUCCCGCAGGCUUCAUCGAGAAGGCGCCGUGCAUGGCCACCCAGGACCGAGUCUGCACCUGUCCGCCCAACACAUUCCUGUUGAAGAGCGGUGGUCUGGAGUGCAAGCCCCACUCCCUGUGCCCACCCGGGACCCGGGUGAAAAGGCGCGGCAACGAAAAGGAAGACGUUCUCUGCAAGCCGUGCACGAAGGGCACGUUUUCUCAGGUGGAAUCCAGCGCCAUGAGUUGCAGAAAUCACACAGACUGCAAAGCUCUGGCAAGGCUGCUGUUGACACCAGGGACAAGACAAACGGAUAACGUGUGUGGACCCCCUUCUGCCACUUUGUCAUCUGUCCCCCCGACCACUCCACUGGGGCCUGCACAGGCUGUGUUUGUUCAGGAGACGAUGAUGUCAUCGGUCUCCCCAUCAUUGAAUGGGCAUGAACGUAAAGAUCCCUUGAGCCAGUCAGCAGCCAUUCAACUGAGGAAAACUGUAGGCGGGGAAGACGGAGGAGUGGAGUUAAUGCUUACCCAUUCUGGCGUCCCCACCCCACCAAAUCAGGAAGCGUCAUGGACUCCCUUGUCAGUGGCUCGAAAGCAAGCCAUGGAUCUCAAGCAAGAAUUGGGCAAGUCUGAUGCUGAUCCUGAGCCUGGGGCAAAUAAACCAAGAAUGGAGGGUCCAGUAGGCCCAGAAGUAGUUAGGGUUGGAACAAGCAUCAGUAACGUGGUUAACUCGGGGAAUGCGGGUGAAGCCUCCAACUACUACAGGCCCAACCGCAGAGGGUCACCAAGGCCGACCAUGCACGAUCAUUUUGACAUCAACGAGCACCUGCCCUGGAUGAUAGUUCUGUUGCUCCUGCUGGUGCUGGUCGUGAUCGUGGUGUGCAGCGUCAAGAGGAGCUCUCGGGUGCUGAAGAAGGGCCCCAUGCAGGACCCAAGCAGCAUCAUGGAGAAGGCAAUUCACAAGAAGACAUCUGGGACUCCAACACAGGUCAGAGAGAAGUGGAUCUACUACUACUCCAAUGGCCAAGGCGUGGACAUCCUGAAGUUGGUGGCGGCCCAGGUGGGCAACCAGUGGGUGGACAUCUAUCAGUCUCUGGCCAACGCCACCGAACGUGAGGUGGCCGCCUUCUCAAAUGGCUACUCCUCCGAUCACGAGCGAGCGUACGCCGCGCUGCAGCACUGGACCAUCCGAGACAGCGGGGCCAACCUGGCCAAGCUGAUCAACGCCCUGCACCGGCUGCGCCGCAUCGACGUGGUGGAGAAGAUCCGCUGUGUCAUGGAGGACAACCCGCAGGUAUGCUUCUGUGCGCAUUCCACCUCCACCCUGACUCGAAACGCUCCAAACCAGUUUGUUCUGGAUGUCGGAAGAAAAAAAACAAAAAACAAUAUGUGUGACCUUUGCUCGUAUCAGGUUUUUUCCAUUAAGGGCUCUAUCAACAUCAGGCGCACAUGUUCUGGUACACACUGUUCUCCGCAU
Poecilia latipinna (sailfin molly) is the source of this 1746-nucleotide messenger RNA. Its product is annotated as tumor necrosis factor receptor superfamily member 21-like. The transcript has 3 exons. NCBI's taxonomy places the organism in Eukaryota, Metazoa, Chordata, Actinopteri, Cyprinodontiformes, Poeciliidae. The annotation marks the transcript as partial. Gene Ontology annotation, cellular component: plasma membrane. Gene Ontology annotation, biological process: negative regulation of B cell proliferation; negative regulation of myelination; humoral immune response. The record is from RefSeq and is a predicted model, not a curated record. Gene Ontology annotation, molecular function: protein binding.